Molecule: messenger RNA, 324 nt
Organism: Zymoseptoria tritici IPO323
Lineage: Eukaryota; Fungi; Ascomycota; Dothideomycetes; Mycosphaerellales; Mycosphaerellaceae
Exons: 1
Source: RefSeq, a predicted model, not a curated record
CUUCCACGAGUUGCGAUCGCAUACUGUACGCAGUGCAAGUGGGGCUUACGUGCGGCCUACUAUGCGCAAGAAUUACUAUCGACAUUCGGCACGACUAUUGGAGAAGUUGCUCUGAUACCGGCCACUGGAGGACUCUUCACUGUGCGACUAACGUACGCUGUGGGAAGCGCCGAGUCGGAUGGACAGGCCAGAGCUGAGGAAGUCCUGAUCUGGGACAGGAAGGCCGAAAGUGGCUUUCCGGAGACGAAGAUCUUGAAGCAACUCAUCAGGAACAAAAUCGAGCCGGAAAAGAACUUGGGCCACUCCGAUACUCCCUCAUCGAAG